AAUGUAAGAAUAAAAUGUGGAACAGAAAAGCACUUACAACAACAGGCUCCAAGACUAUGCACAAAUCCAUACCAGAGUAAUGUCCUCACCUACGAAGUGGAAGAGAACUUUGUGACCCAAAGAGCCAUUCAACAAAUUUUCUUAUCUCUUGGUGCUUUUAACAAAAUAAUAAACAAUAACCACAUUCAAGAUCCUAAUUCUUCAGAACUGAUGUACUACUUAAUUUUACAGGCCAAACUGAAAAACCACAUUCACGAUCCUGGUGCACCAGAACUGGCUCGAUUUUUAUUUACUCCUUUGGUAAUUGUUAUGGAAGCAGUUCAACAGACUUCGUCCAGUCUACCUCCACAAGUUGUCACACCACUCUUGACUUCUGAUGCUGUAGAUCUUCUGGACAAUUGCUGCUCCCCAAAAGAAAGAGACAUAUGGUACAGCCUUGGUGAAUCGUGGGUCAUACCAAGGGAUAAAUGGAGAGAAACACAAGGUAUAUACCAUCCUGUUUUCUCGAAUGGUUGGGCACCCGAUUAUCCUUUCUCCAAAGAUCGGGAAAGAGCUGGGUUGACUGCAGCAGCAGCAGCAUCAGCAGCUCAACGAUUUAGACGAGAUAAUCUCCGAAGAGCCCAAGAAGAGGCUGAUUUACGGAAUGAGGAAUACCAGAAAUUUUCUAAUUCUCAGCCUCAGAGGGACAGCCUUAAUGAGAAUGACUACUAUGAUAGAGACCACAUAUCAGAACAACAUCCAAUAAGUUAUAAUGAUGCUCCUCAAGGAGAUAUACCAAGGAGAGUCCCAUACAUGGAAAGAUCUGGUGCCAAUACUCCUUCCGAGCAAGACUUCCAAGAUACAAGAUCUGACAUAAGUGGUGGUUCCAUUGAACUUGGAAUUCUCAAGCAAUUUCAACAACAACAGCAACCUUGGUUUGAAGAUAUACGAGCACAUGGUAACAGAUGUAUUGUAGCAAUGCACACAAGAAAUGCAAACAAUGACAAAGAAUUAAGCAUUGUGAAAGGAGAAUUACUGGAGCUCCUAGAUGAUAGCAGAAAAUGGUGGAGAGCAAGGAAUGCACGUGGACAAAUUGGAUAUGUACCAAGUACUAUUGUAACGUAUUAUCAGGGACCACCUCCUGAUGAGGAGGUCUUUAGCAACCCACCUUACUACCGUCCUGGGCCAAGUCAAAAUAACUACUACAAUUCUAGUGGAUCUUCACUAGUUCAAGACAGGACAGACUAUGGUGGUUCUAGUCCACUUUCUUAUCGAGGUCCUCAACAGCACUCAAUCCCCACUCCACUACCAUCUGACUGGAUUCAAAGAGAAAUGAUGGGCAAGAAAGACUCUACUUUUAACUACGCUCCACCUAGAACGGACAAUCAAGAUGGAAGACAACAAGAUCGUGGACUUCCUUCUCCACAGUGGCCUGGUUUUUCACCCCCUCAGUCAGAACCAAUGGCUGCCCCUAUUCCUCCACCCCCUCCACCACCACCACCGCAAGCUACUAAUACAGACACACCAAAACGUAAGAUAAAUUCU
This is a messenger RNA of Limulus polyphemus (Atlantic horseshoe crab), 1524 nucleotides long. RefSeq names its product epidermal growth factor receptor kinase substrate 8-like. Gene Ontology annotation, biological process: Rho protein signal transduction; regulation of Rho protein signal transduction. NCBI's taxonomy places the organism in Eukaryota, Metazoa, Arthropoda, Merostomata, Xiphosura, Limulidae. The transcript is spliced from 8 exons. Gene Ontology annotation, cellular component: plasma membrane. The annotation marks the transcript as partial. The record is from RefSeq and is a predicted model, not a curated record. Gene Ontology annotation, molecular function: actin binding.